This is a messenger RNA of Centropristis striata (black sea bass), 887 nucleotides long. RefSeq names its product mitotic spindle organizing protein 2B (gene mzt2b). The coding region runs from base 90 to 713 and encodes 207 amino acids. Lineage: Eukaryota; Metazoa; Chordata; Actinopteri; Perciformes; Serranidae. Gene Ontology annotation, cellular component: spindle; centrosome. The transcript is spliced from 5 exons. The record is from RefSeq and is a predicted model, not a curated record.
GCGUCUCGCUUGGUUCUUGCGAGAGAAACUCUGUUAUUACCAGAAUCGAUAUUAAAUCUUCCCCGCUAAUUCAACGGUACCCGUCCCUGAUGUCCCAGCAGCCGCAGCAGACCCUGCCCUCCGCCCCGGACUCCCCGGCGCUGGUGGUCACCAGCAAUGUGCAGAAAUAUGCCAUCAAGAAGAAGAAAGUGCUGAGUGCUGAAGAGGCUGAGCUGUUUGAGCUGACCCAGGCUGCAGGCAUCACUGUGGACCAGGAGGUCUUCAAGAUCAUAGUGGACCUGUUAAAGAUGAAUGUUGCCCCUCAGGCGGUCUUCCAGACCCUGAAGGCGAUGUGUGCAGGUCAGAGGGUCGCUGACAGCUUCAUCGGUGGCGAGACUUCAACCGCCUCCCACGCCACCAGCGUCCCCACAGCGCCAACAGAGCCCAGAGAAGAGGACUCUUUGGUCUCUGGAAAGAGCCCUAAACCUCCUGCAGCUCCCCCCUCAGCGUCGGGCCCCAGGGCCACAAGGGUCAACACUAAGAUUGUGGUCUAUGGCCCCCAAGACGCUAGCUCCGCUCACUCUCAAGUGCGCAGUAAAGCCGGAGCGAGCCACAGUGAGAAGAGCCGGGAGGCGUCCAGCCAGAGGGUGCAGCGGCAGCCCAGCGCCACCAGGGGGCAGAAGACCAAGAGCUCCGGCAGCAGCAGCUCCUCCUCCCAGAUCAACUCCACAUGAAGCACCAGGUCAAUAUGAGACCGUCUGUAAAUAUCUAGUUAUCUCUACGUUUAAGUUAUCUGUAUGUUUUACUGUGCAAAUGUGUGUUAAAGGGUUGCUUUACUCAAAUUACAAAACAUCUUUAAAAAAAAAAAUGGAGCUCUGGUUUAUUUGCCUCGUUUUUAAAUACCUGAU